AUUUUAGUUUUUAACCUGAAAUGGGUAAGCGGCUUAUUUUUAUUUUUGCUUUUCUUGUGGUAUUAGCGUUCCUUGGAUGUUUCAUUUUACAUGGUGGCCUUGAUUUUUCAAAAUCUAGUAGUUAUUCUUCAAAUCAACAAUGUACAAUUGAAACUUGGAAUUGGGUUCAUACAGAAUCCAUAUCAUCUUCCUACGUGAAAACCUUCUCUAAAUGGCUGUGGAAGAAGCUUGAAUUGACAGCUGAGAAUAUCCACAACAACACUGAAGUCUCAAUUCUGGCCGCAUACGUCUACCCUGAAACCAUUGCAAUAUCUCUUAUCACUCAACACAUGUUGAAUCAGAAGAUGUAUUGUAGAUACUACGAUUGUGAACGGAAUGAGAUUCCAGGAAGUGCUUGGCGGGGUGUAGUAUUUCCAGAAUCUGUUAUAGAGUGUCCCAGAAGAAUUGGAGCAGUUUAUGUGUCUGUUUCAAGAGAGAUGGAAGAAGUAGCUCCAACUCCAGUUAGACUCAAAUUUAGAGCAUAUAAAGAGCCAGUUCAUCAACUAUCAGUAUGCAUGGCCCCCACUUACGGAAAUGGAUCUCAUUGGCUUCCAAUUGUUGAUUUUGUAGAACAUAACAAGCUAGAGGGUGCCACGUUCUUUUUCUUUUAUGCCGGUCAAAUUCGAAAGUAUGACGAGAAAAUUUUGAAUGAAUAUGUUAGAACUGGUGAUAUGGAAUUAGUGAAACUGCAGGAUAAAUAUCAACGUGUGUUCAUUUCAUGGCAGUUUUUGGAGGUUCAGGACUGUCACCUUCGAAGCAAAUAUUUUUCAAAAUGGACAGCCGUAAUAGAUUUGGAUGAGAGAAUGACAACAUUUGGACAGAGAAUGAUUGAUCUUCUACGAUCAAUUCAAGAUCCUUCUAUCGGAGUUCUUGAUGUACCACAUGUGCAUGUGAUUCAAAAUGAUGAUUUUCCCGCGAAGUUUGAAAAUCGAACACAACUGGAGAAAGAACUGAUAUUCAAAAAAUACAAUAAAACAACGAGCAAUCAGAUUACAGGUUCUAAGUUCAUCAUAAGACCAGAUAAGAUUGGUGUAAUGUUAAUCCACGAGAUAGUUGGUAUGUGGCCAGGAAUCAAAUUGCAAAAGUUGGAUAAAGCUCAAGCAGUUCUCAGACACUACCGCAGCACCAAAAACCGGAUGUAUCAACCGAAUUGGAACGAAAUUCCAGAUAAAUUUGGCGUAAUGCCAAUUUUCAAAAGCGUGCCACUUCCAGAACAAUUUUCCAAAGAUUUGGAAGAAGCAGUUGUCCAAAGAGUUCUGCGAGUGUAUGAUUCAGUUCCCGUGAAUUGUUCCAGCAUACCAAAACAAUUAGCUAAUUCUCUAAAAUAUCCAGAUCCGUGUAAAGAACCAUGGGUUGCGUUUUGACAAUAUUGAUCUCAUUUACUAAAAAAGCUUUAAUGAAAAUUUGAAAUAAUGAAGAAAUUAAAUAAA
Molecule: messenger RNA, 1469 nt
Organism: Caenorhabditis elegans
Lineage: Eukaryota; Metazoa; Nematoda; Chromadorea; Rhabditida; Rhabditidae
Gene: gtnt-37
Product: Glycosyltransferase family 92 protein
Exons: 9
Coding region: 21-1403 (460 amino acids)
Cellular component (GO): membrane
Molecular function (GO): glycosyltransferase activity
Source: RefSeq, marked reviewed